Seriola aureovittata is the source of this 1925-nucleotide messenger RNA. Its product is annotated as tetraspanin-3-like. Lineage: Eukaryota; Metazoa; Chordata; Actinopteri; Carangiformes; Carangidae. Gene Ontology annotation, cellular component: membrane. The transcript is spliced from 7 exons. Bases 99 to 860 code for a protein of 253 amino acids. Gene Ontology annotation, biological process: protein maturation; regulation of vascular endothelial growth factor signaling pathway; protein localization to plasma membrane. The record is from RefSeq and is a predicted model, not a curated record.
GACCACCGAAGCCAUUUUAUUAUUAUAACACUCAAGGUGCAGGUGCAUCAAUAUUUUUUUUCUUUGCUCACAGUUUUAAUUUUGAUGCUCAAGAUACAAUGGGACAGUGUGGGAUUACGUCGUCCAAAACCGUCUUGGUUUUUCUCAAUCUCAUAUUUUGGGCUGCAGCUGGGAUUUUAUGCUACAUCGGAGCCUAUGUGUUUAUCACAUAUGAUGACUACGACCACUUCUUUGAAGAUGUGUACACUUUGAUUCCCGCUGUCAUAAUAAUAGCUGUCGGGACUCUUCUCUUCAUCAUCGGCCUGAUUGGUUGCUGUGCAACAAUACGUGAAAGCUCCUGUGGUCUGGCGACUUUUGCUGCCAUUCUCCUGCUGGUAUUUGUAACAGAGUGUGUGGUGGUGGUGCUGGGCUACAUAUACAGGGCAAAGGUAGAAGAUGAGGUGAAUCACUCCAUCCAGAAAGUUUACAACGAGUACAACGGCACCAACACUGAUGCUCCCAGUCGCGCUAUUGACUAUGUGCAGAGGCAGCUUCACUGCUGUGGCAUUCACAACUACUCUGACUGGAGGAACACUCGCUGGUUUAAAGAAUCCAAGAACAACAGUGUGCCAGUCAGCUGCUGUCAGCCGAACAUCAGCAACUGCACUGGCACUCUCACUCGACCAGCAGAUCUCUACCAAGAGGGUUGUGAAGCUCUUGUUGUGAAGAAGUUAAAGGAGAUCAUGAUGUACGUCAUAUGGGCUGCAUUAACUUUUGCAUCUAUACAGAUGCUGGGAAUGCUCUGUGCCUGCGUGGUGCUGUGCAGGAGGAGUCAUGACCCAGCGUACGAGCUGCUGGUCACAACCAACAGCUAUGCAUGAAGGACGCAGCCAGUCAGCGAAGCACUCAGAAAAUCAAAAGGAGCGUCACCGGACAUGUCCACAGUAGAUUUCAGCUGUAGUUAUAUAAGCUCAAGCACACCUUGCACAAUUCAUGAUAAAGUAGCGAACACUGAUGACGUGGUGUGGGUGGGCGGGGGCUUCAAGGCGAAACCAGUUAUUUAUUGACAUGCAUUGUAAGUUACUGUUACUUUAUAUGUUUGUUUUUUUUCCCUUAUAAAUACUUAUAAAAGCCAAAGUUGUAUAUGGCUAAUUGACAUUCGUGAUAUUGAUGCUGAUUUCUUUUUUUCUUUUAAUUGUGGCUUCAUAUUUGGGCUCGUUCCCAGUGAGGAUGAUGAUGAGAAUUAACUUGGAGCUUCUGUGUGAGAUUGUGAUUGGGAAUGUGGCAUGGAAUGUAAUUCCUUGCAGGCUAGUUUGCACUAUGGCUGCAGCUCUGGAGAUAUUUCAUGGUUGUUAAAAUGCAAGGUCUAUGCUAAAAAGAACAUGUACACUAUUCGUAAUAUGUUGGCUUUGACCAGACUUUGUGAAAAUGGAAAAACUUUUUUACCAUAGAAAGAACAGAUUCAGUGUUUUUAACUUCAGAUUUAUGUUUGUGAAGCACCUCUGCGUUUCUUCUCUUAAACCAUGUUUGGUAGAAAGAGUUCUUCAUAUUCACAAAUAUCCAGAUUGUGAAUGAUGUACAUUCUGUUUUGGUGUGGAUGUUCUCUUAAUCUGGCUUCACUAGUGAGGCAUCGCCCAUAUAGAAAUUGUGAAUCAACCUUUUAGUCUCCAGUGCUAUUAGUUGGAGUAUUAUCAGUGUUACCUGAAGACUUGUGUUUGUGUAGAUUCAGUUUGAAUUCUUUCUGUUUAGUUUGCUAGUUAUAAACCUGCUAUAAAGAAGUAUGACCUGUUAUUUUAUACAUUUUUUUUGUGAAACUGGCCUCUGUUUAAAUAUUUUUGAGCUGUUAAGUUGACCCCUAGAUAUUAAGCUAGUGCUCAAAACACGACAAACAAAAUUGUGUAUAGAGUGGAGAACAGGCCGGGGACAAAUAAACUCAUACAUUUUAA